UCUUUUGAUGAUGUAAUGAUAAAAAAUAAUAUGAUAUAUUUUCAUAUAUUAAGAGAUAAAUAUAUAAAGAAAAUUUUAGAAAGUAAUUGUUUUGGUAUUACACCACCACUACUCAUAGAUAAUAAAAAUAUUAUAGUAGAAUUUAGUUCUCUAAAUAUUGCUAAACCUUUUCAUAUAGGCCAUUUACGUUCUACAAUUAUAGGAAAUUGUAUAGCUAAUUUAAAUAGUUUUUUGCAUAAUCAAGUUACAAAAAUAAAUUAUUUAGGUGAUUGGGGUACACAGUUUGGUUAUAUUUAUCUUGGAAUGAAGCUAUCAAAAAUUGAUAAUAUAGAAAUACAAAAAAAUCCUAUUAAAACAUUAUAUAAUGUUUAUGUUGAUGCUAAUAAAUUAGCUGAAAAUAAUCCAGAUAUGAAGGAAGAAGCUAAGAAAAUAUUUCAACAAUUAGAAUUAAAAGAUAAUGUAAUUCAUAAAAAUUGGGAAACAAUUAAACAAUUUACUGUUUUAGAAUUAGAAAAAAUUUAUAAAAGAUUAGGUAUAAUUUUUGAUCAAUAUGAUUGGGAGUCUAUGUAUACUAUUAAAAAUAUAAAUAAAGUAAUUAAUACAAUGGAGGAAAUGCAAUUGUUAAAACUAGAUAAUCAUAAUAGGAAAGUAAUAUAUAUAGAUGAACAAAAAAGUGUUCCAAUUUUAAAAAGUGAUGGUACAACUUUAUAUUUAAGUCGAGAUAUUGCUGCUGCCAUUGAUAGAUUAGAACAUGUCAAAUUUGGAAAAAUACAAGGUAUGAGUACAAGAAAAGGGAAAGUAAUAUUUUUAGAAGAUAUUUUAAACAAAGCAAAGGAAAUUAUGAGACAAAGACAACUAGAAAUAAAAACAACUAAGGUUCCUUUAGAUGAAAUUGAUAAAACUUCUGAUAUUUUGGGUAUAUCUAGUGUAAUUAUUCAUGAUCUAAAACAAAAUAGAAUGAAUAAUUAUAUAUUUCAUUGGAAUUCAAUAUUGGAUGUAAAAGGUGAUUGUGGAAUAAAAUUACAAUAUUCUCAUUGUCGUUUAUGUAAUUUAGAAGAAUUAUGUGGUGCUAUGUUAGUAACAGAAUGUGAUCCACAUCUUUUAAAGGAAUUAGAAGUUGAUAAUUUGAUUAUAUUAAUUAGUCAAUUUGAUGAAAUUGUACUUAAGUCUUAUAAAGAAUUAGAACCCUGUAUAUUAACAAUUUAUCUUUUUCAUUUAUGUAAAUCAAUCAAUAUAGCUUGGAAUAAAUUGAACAUAAAAAAUCAACCAAGUGAUGUAGCAAAUCAAAGAUUAUUAUUAUUUCGUGUGGCAAAAAUGAUUCUUGCUCAAGGUAUGAAAUUACUUGGUUUAACACCUUUGGAAAAAAUGUAAAAAAAAAAAAUUUGUAUAUAAUAUAUAUAAUUUGAAUCUUUUAAAUAUAUUUAUUAUAUUUAUUAUAAUGUUUUUUUUAAUAUUAUACAUAAUAAAUAAUUUGUAUAAUUUUAGUUAAUAAUUUUUAUUAAUCAUUUAUUUUUUGUUGCAUUUUUUCUACAGAAUUUUAUAAUAACAUGCAUUUUAUUUCAAAAUGUUUAAUAAAUUUUAUAUAAUUUAUUCAAAUUUAAUAUAGAAAUUUAAAUGCAGGAAAUUAAAAAAAAAAAUUAACGUUUCUUCCAUGUAAAUUUUG
Apis mellifera (honey bee) is the source of this 1663-nucleotide messenger RNA. It is a transcript of the gene ArgRS-m, whose product is annotated as probable arginine--tRNA ligase, mitochondrial. Gene Ontology annotation, molecular function: arginine-tRNA ligase activity; ATP binding. The record is from RefSeq and is a predicted model, not a curated record. The transcript has 5 exons. Gene Ontology annotation, cellular component: mitochondrion. NCBI's taxonomy places the organism in Eukaryota, Metazoa, Arthropoda, Insecta, Hymenoptera, Apidae. The coding region runs from base 16 to 1371 and encodes 451 amino acids. Gene Ontology annotation, biological process: mitochondrial translation; arginyl-tRNA aminoacylation.